CGCCCCGGGGCACCGAUGAUCCCAAAACCCGUAGGGUUCGAGAAGACGACUGCGUGGAGCCGCGGGCCAGCGAAGACCCAGGCAAGGCUGAGCGUUGGGCCCCGGGCCCCGAGGGCUGGUGCCAGGGCCCAUAAAUUGUCCAAGGGCUGCCGGCGAGCCUGGAGCCUCGCUCCCCCACCGGCGCAAAGUGACAUGGCUGACAUCAAGAACAACCCCGAAUAUUCUUCGUUUUUCGGUGUCAUGGGCGCCUCGUCCGCCAUGGUCUUCAGCGCCAUGGGAGCCGCCUAUGGCACAGCCAAGAGCGGCACUGGCAUCGCAGCCAUGUCGGUCAUGAGGCCAGAGCUGAUCAUGAAGUCCAUCAUCCCAGUGGUUAUGGCUGGGAUCAUCGCCAUCUACGGCCUGGUGGUGGCAGUACUUAUCGCUAACUCCCUGACUGAUGGCAUCACCCUCUACAGGAGUUUUCUUCAACUGGGUGCUGGCCUGAGUGUGGGGCUGAGUGGCCUGGCUGCUGGCUUUGCCAUUGGCAUCGUCGGAGAUGCUGGCGUUCGGGGCACUGCCCAGCAGCCUCGACUGUUCGUGGGCAUGAUCCUGAUCCUCAUCUUUGCGGAGGUGCUUGGCCUCUACGGUCUCAUCGUGGCCCUAAUCCUCUCCACAAAGUAGUCCUUUUCCACCAUCAGUCACAGGAUAGGAUGUAAAGAUCACCCCUCCUCAUUCCAGAACGAACAGCCUGACACAUGCACGGGCAGCUGCCCCUCAGUAGUUGGUCUUGUAAAUGUGCAGUGUCCUAGUGCCCAUUGUCUGUCGCCCCCGCCUUGCCCCUACUGCUCCGUGCUGUGGACAUAUGGGCCCACUCAUCUCCCACCCAGGCCCCUGACCAGUGACAAAGUCAGCCUCUGGUUACCCCACCCAUCGCCCUAGAGUGCUCCUUGUGUAUAAGAAUGAACUAGAGUUGUCAUUUUUCUCUUCACUGGAUGUUUAUUUAUAAAAGAUUUGAUCUAUUCAUGCGUCUGUGGAGCAGCUCUUGUCUCCCAACUAUAUAGUAAUCAUUAGUAGACUGUUGCCUUGUGGGGUUCCUGUUGCUGAGACUCCUUGGAUGGAGCCACCCUGCCCCCAGCCCUGAACAGCCAGGGUGGAGGAUAGAGUGCUACUGCUCAGAGCUGGCUCCCAGCUGUGUCCAAUAAAAGUUCUCGGAUGUGA
Mus caroli (Ryukyu mouse) is the source of this 1197-nucleotide messenger RNA. RefSeq names its product ATPase H+ transporting V0 subunit c (gene Atp6v0c). The record is from RefSeq and is a predicted model, not a curated record. Lineage: Eukaryota; Metazoa; Chordata; Mammalia; Rodentia; Muridae. Gene Ontology annotation, cellular component: proton-transporting V-type ATPase, V0 domain. Gene Ontology annotation, molecular function: proton-transporting ATPase activity, rotational mechanism. Gene Ontology annotation, biological process: proton transmembrane transport.